Molecule: messenger RNA, 1457 nt
Organism: Hyposmocoma kahamanoa
Lineage: Eukaryota; Metazoa; Arthropoda; Insecta; Lepidoptera; Cosmopterigidae
Product: transmembrane protein 120 homolog
Exons: 8
Coding region: 76-1068 (330 amino acids)
Cellular component (GO): membrane
Source: RefSeq, a predicted model, not a curated record
AAUUGAACGGAGCUUCUCAAAUUUAAACGUGAAUUUUAUUUCGUAGUCGUGCAUUUUUUAUUUUAAUGUGCAAAAAUGGAUGUGGAUGAGUGCAUUAAAGAAUGGGAAGACUUGAUAGUUGACUACAAACGUCUGGAGUCAGUAAACAAGCAAUACUUGACAAAACUGGAAGAAGUGGGCGAACUACAAGGAGCAUGCAUGAAAGAGCUGCAACAUCAGCGAUAUCGCAUGUCUAUUAUCACCGGAACACUCAAAAGGUUAGAAAAAAAAAGAGUACCAAAAGACGAGCGCGUUUCGAAUCUCGAAAAAGAGAUAAUGAAGAGGAAAGCCAUGCUGCACGAGAUCGAAGCCACACUGCCCAAACAGAAUAGUCUUUAUUUGAAGAUCAUACUCGGAAAUGUCAACGUGUCGAUUCUUAACAAAAACGACAAAUUCAAGUACAAAGAUGAAUAUGAGAAGUUUAAAUUAAUUCUCAGCGCCAUUGCAUUUGUUUUAGCUGUUGCUAAUCUGUACAUAGAUUUCAGGCCCUUACAAUUAAUACUCAUAUUCCUUCUGGUAUGGUAUUACUGCACUCUAACAAUUCGAGAGAGUAUUCUCAAAGUGAACGGGUCACGUAUCAAAGGGUGGUGGCGGCUGCAUCACUUCAUUUCAACCGUGGUAGCUGGUGUACUACUUAUUUGGCCACAGAAUGAACCGUGGAACGAGUUCCGACAUACAUUUAUGUGGUUCAUUGCGUAUAUCAGUGUCGUACAAUACAUGCAGUUCAGGUACCAAAGUGGUGUACUCUACCGGCUAAAAGCUUUAGGUGCGCGACAUAACAUGGACAUUACCAUUGAGGGUUUCCACUCGUGGAUGUGGCGCGGCCUUUCUUAUUUACUACCAUUCCUUUUCGGCGGAUACGUGUUCCAGCUCUACAUAGCGUAUACGCUCUACCAUCUUAGCUAUCACCCUGAAGCUACUUGGCAGGUGGCAGCAUUAAGUAUGUCGUUCCUGCUACUCGGCAUCGGUAAUACGGUGACGACGCUGAUCGUCAUUCCUCAGAAGCUCAACGAGCAGGACCAGACGUGAUACAGUCAAGUUUAUAGAUUUGUAUCGAAAGUCAAAGAAUAGUUAACCAGAGAAGAACUGAAUAUAUGGAGGAUAAGAUUGUCAAUAUUUCGAUUAAAAACUUUUCUCGUAAAAAUUGCGAUCUGCAUUUAUGAAUCUCUUCUCGACGAGUGAAUACGAGAGAAAUAGUUUAAUGCACAAAUGUACGCGGUGUUGAUAUAUUAAUAGAGAAAUCGUAAUAUUGCUAACCGCAGUUCGUGUCCGUCUCGUGUCAAGUUAUCAACACCAUGCCAUGUUAAUAAAAGUAUGAGUAUCUAAUUGUCUGGAAAAAGAAGGGUUGUUUGUACUUAUUAGAUAAUUUAGUUUUUUUUAUAAUACUAAGUGACGGCACGAACAAGUCGUGUGCCUGG